Messenger RNA from Eleginops maclovinus (Patagonian blennie), 1370 nucleotides. RefSeq lists its product as uncharacterized. Lineage: Eukaryota; Metazoa; Chordata; Actinopteri; Perciformes; Eleginopidae. The coding region runs from base 85 to 561 and encodes 158 amino acids. The transcript is spliced from 5 exons. The record is from RefSeq and is a predicted model, not a curated record.
ACAUGAUCUGUGUGCCGCUCUAUAAGCCCUUGGGCAGAUCGGGGCGACACAUUGAGAAGACGUGGAGAUAUACCUGCCUUCACCAUGGACCUGAGAUUCCUGUUUGUAGCCUCGGCUCUGCUCCUGGGGGCCACGCUCUCUAUCUCCCUGGCAGACAGUAACUGCAAAGUCAAGUGGAUGUUUGGCAUCUCGUGCGGGAAUGUGACUGAAAAGCUGGUGAACCAGAUCAAAGCCUGGCAGAUUGGGCAAAGCUGUCAGUAUGAAGGAGAAAAGUGCUCAUACGAGCUUGUGUCCACAGCUCCUUACCUGGUGAAAGCCACGCACACGUCUCCAGACACAAAGAAGGUCACCGACCUCCAGUUCCUCCUGGAGCAGUCCAUGGUCUGCAAACUGACAGGAGACGCUGUGUCUGACUUCUCCAAAAAUGAGGAUAGCACCAACUACUGCAGCCUGCAGAACCUGAUGAAUGGCAGCGACCUGACCAGCGCUGAGGGAUACAAACAGUUCACCAACAAAUGGAUCUGCCCCGGGUUCGAGGCCGCUAACUGCAGCUUAUCUUAGUCACUCCAAAUGACAUCAUGUGUGGAAUAGUUGUUAGACUUCAGACAAAACCAGAUCUUAAGGUGAGACACAACAUAGUUUUUUUCAUGAAAUGUUCAACUUUGAGAGCUGAGCUAAUUUUAUUUUAUACAACAGAAGAUGACCCAAAUACGCAUUUAGGUUUUUAUUUUAUUAACCUUUGUCUAUUUGCAGCUUUGCAAAGUACUGCUAAGUCCAGCAAAAGUUAACAUUAGAUAAUGCCUGAUCAGCUUAUGUAAAUGUACCAUUUUACUAAACUUUAAAUAAAAAAUAAUUGUCUUAAUGUAAGCAGUCAGCUGGGCAGGCUUUUAAAAAAAAUGAAUAUACACUGUUGCCCAUAAAGUUAGAAUCAUUUUGUUUUCAGACACGUUGCUCUUUUUGUUCUUAUUUAAUAUUCACUGUGAUAUGUUUGGAAGAGAUCGAUCAAUAACGUUUUGAGAGGAUAUACACUUUAUCUAUCAAGAAUAAUUCACAUGUUCACAAUCAUUUAAUGAGAAGAGGUAACAAAUAUUUGUAUUCCAACUGUAUGUCGAUUAACAGUUAUUUACCUGUUGUGUCUUCCUUUAAAAUGGAUCUUUCUAAAGUAUUUCUAUGUACCUUAUUAAGAUUUGUGUUCAUACCAUAAACGAAUACACACCAUUGUCAAUACUGUAGUGUAAAUGUCUAAAACUAGUUGUUUAGUUUAUAUGAAAGUAAUGACGGUAGCAGGAUGUUUUACCAUGUGUUGCUGAACAGUGUUUAGUAUUGUAUGAAGUUCAGGCUUUAACAACCAAUUAUUUGAAUAAACACAA